GGGAGGUGGCGGCCUAGCCCAAUGGGUGCGUGCUCCCGAGGAGAGGGCGGAGGAGAAAAGGAAGCAAGCGGGCUGCGGGCUGCGUCCCCAUUCAUUGCAGUGGUCUGCUGGGUUGGGGUCCAGUGUUUCCGGAGUCAUGGAGGCGCUGAUCCCGGUCAUCAAUAAGCUGCAGGACGUCUUCAACACGGUGGGCGCCGACAUCAUCCAGCUGCCUCAGAUUGUCGUAGUGGGAACUCAGAGCAGUGGAAAGAGCUCAGUGCUGGAAAGCCUAGUGGGGAGGGACCUUCUUCCCAGAGGGACUGGUGUGGUCACCCGGAGACCUCUCAUUCUGCAGCUGGUCCACGUUUCACCAGAAGAUAAAAGAAAAACAACAGGAGAAGAAAAUGGUAAAUUUCAGAGCUGGAACCCUGCUACAUGGAAAAACUCAAGACACCUUUCUAAAGGAGUUGAAGCAGAAGAAUGGGGUAAAUUUCUUCACACCAAAAACAAGCUUUACACAGAUUUUGAUGAAAUUCGACAAGAAAUUGAAAAUGAAACUGAAAGAAUUUCAGGAAGUAAUAAGGGAGUAAGCCCUGAGCCAAUCCAUCUCAAGGUUUUCUCGCCCAACGUUGUCAACCUGACGCUUGUGGAUUUACCAGGAAUGACCAAAGUACCUGUAGGUGAUCAGCCCAAGGAUAUUGAGCUUCAAAUCAGAGAACUUAUUCUUCGGUUCAUCAGUAAUCCCAAUUCCAUUAUCCUUGCUGUCACUGCUGCAAAUACAGAUAUGGCAACGUCAGAGGCACUUAAGAUUUCCAGAGAGGUAGAUCCAGAUGGGCGCAGAACUCUAGCUGUAAUCACCAAGCUUGAUCUCAUGGAUGCGGGUACUGAUGCCAUGGAUGUAUUGAUGGGAAGGGUUAUUCCAGUCAAGCUUGGAAUAAUUGGAGUAGUUAACAGGAGCCAACUGGACAUUAACAAUAAGAAGAGUGUAACUGAUUCAAUCCGUGAUGAGUAUGCUUUUCUUCAAAAGAAGUACCCAUCUCUGGCCAACAGAAAUGGAACAAAGUAUCUUGCUAGGACUCUGAAUAGGUUACUUAUGCAUCAUAUCAGAGAUUGUUUACCAGAGCUGAAAACAAGAAUAAAUGUCUUAGCUGCUCAGUAUCAGUCUCUUCUAAAUAGCUAUGGUGAGCCCGUGGAUGAUAAAAGUGCUACUUUACUCCAGCUCAUUACCAAGUUUGCCACAGAGUAUUGUAACACUAUUGAAGGAACGGCAAAGUACAUCGAAACUUCUGAGCUAUGUGGUGGUGCUAGGAUUUGCUAUAUUUUCCAUGAGACUUUUGGGCGAACCUUAGAAUCUGUUGAUCCACUAGGUGGCCUUAACACUAUUGACAUCUUGACCGCCAUUAGAAAUGCUACUGGGCCCCGUCCAGCUUUAUUUGUGCCUGAAGUUUCAUUUGAGUUACUGGUCAAACGUCAGAUUAAGCGUCUAGAGGAGCCCAGCCUCCGCUGUGUGGAGCUGGUCCACGAGGAAAUGCAGAGGAUCAUUCAGCACUGUAGCAACUACAGCACACAGGAACUGUUACGGUUCCCUAAACUCCAUGAUGCCAUAGUUGAAGUAGUGACUUGUCUUCUUCGUAAAAGGUUGCCCGUGACAAAUGAAAUGGUACAUAACUUAGUGGCAAUUGAGCUAGCAUAUAUCAACACAAAACACCCCGACUUUGCUGAUGCCUGUGGGCUGAUGAACAAUAACAUAGAGGAACAAAGAAGAAACAGACUAGCAAGAGAACUACCUUCAGCUGUAUCGCGAGACAAGUCUUCUAAAGUUCCAAGUGCUUUGGCACCUGCCUCCCAGGAGCCCUCCCCUGCCGCUUCUGCCGAGGCUGAUGGCAAGUUAAUUCAGGACAACAGAAGAGAAACUAAAAAUGUUGCAUCUGCAGGUGGUGGAAUUGGAGAUGGUGGUCGAAUUGGAGAUGGUGGUCAGGAACCGACAACAGGCAACUGGAGAGGAAUGCUGAAAACUUCAAAAGCUGAAGAAUUACUUGCUGAAGAAAAAUCAAAACCAAUUCCAAUUAUGCCAGCAAGUCCACAAAAAGGCCAUGCUGUCAAUUUGCUAGAUGUGCCAGUUCCAGUUGCACGAAAACUGUCUGCCCGAGAACAGCGAGAUUGUGAGGUUAUUGAAAGACUCAUCAAAUCAUAUUUUCUAAUUGUCAGAAAGAAUAUUCAAGACAGCGUCCCAAAGGCAGUAAUGCAUUUUUUGGUUAAUCAUGUGAAAGAUACUCUUCAGAGUGAAUUAGUAGGGCAGCUGUAUAAGUCAUCCUUAUUAGAUGACCUCCUGACUGAGUCCGAGGACAUGGCACAGCGAAGGAAAGAAGCAGCCGACAUGCUGAAGGCAUUACAAGGAGCCAGUCAAAUUAUUGCUGAAAUCCGAGAGACUCAUCUUUGGUGAACAGAACUGUUUGGUAGAACACUUUGCUGACUUGAACCUACUAGCUACUGCCUACCUGAGUAGAAGUUUAUUUAUGGACUUUUGUGUAUCGCAGUGUAUGAAUUUGCUUGUGUGAAGACUGGCUAUAAGCUGAAAAGUAUAUUAUUCAUUACAAGACAAAUCACAUGUUUAAUUCACAUUUUUCAAGUUUCCUAUGAUGUAUAUCAAGUCUGUCCGUUUCAGUCAAACUUACAAGAACAAUUGAUGUUCUAGUUGUACAAAGCAGUUUGCCUGUGCAUAUGAUGACCCGCGUAACCUUUUUUUAGUCUUAAAGCUGCAGCCGUAGUCCUCAAAGAGGAAGCUCCAGGACAUUUCAUGACUAUAAUGCAUGCACUAUUUAUAUAGACUGACCUGGCUUCAAAAGGUGGAGCCUGGCGAGUUCCUCACAUAAUCAAUGUAUCCACCUAUCCUUCAUUUUUAUAGUCUUAAAAAACAAACAAAAUUCUGUAACUUCUGCAGUUUUAGGAAAAAUUUAAGAUCUGAAAGACUCAUAAAGAUGUAGGAACAGACUGUGUAAUUAAUGGCUCCUGAGUCUAUAUGCCCUAAUGUUAGAAAGUAAAAUAUGCUUUGAUUCAAAAUAAGCCUGAAAAUAUAAAUUGACUUCCUGCAUUAAAAACAACUAUUAGGAACUUUCUUAGUAACAAUAACUGGUCCUGUUAGUUUCUAAAUGACUCAGUGACAACCUAAAUUUCCCUAAUUUACAAGUACAUCGAUUGCAGUCCAGAUGCACCUUAGGGUGGGGCGCUGACACUGGGCUCCGAGACUCAGUUAUGUGAGACCUAAAAGUCUACUCUGUAUCCACUGGUAAUGCUACUUUAUAGUUCCACGCCAACAGAAUACACUUGUCAAAGAAAAAUACCUGGACAUACACAUACACCUAAAAGCUUAUGGACUACUAAACUGUAUUCAGGGGUUGAGGAUUUACAACCUAUUUUGUGAAAACUGCCUGUGCAAUUCAAUUUCUGACCUAGCUGGGCAGUGGUGAUGCACACCUUUAAUCCCAGCUUUUGGGAGGCAGAGGCAGGUGGAUCUCUGAGUUCAAGGCCAGCCUGGUCUACAGAGUUGAGUUCCAAGACAACCAGAACUACACAGAGAAACCCUGUCUUGAACCCCCCUCCCCCCAAAAAAUUGAAACCUAAGUAGAAAUCUUUGAUGUAUCUAGUUUUCUCUGACCAAAUGAUACAUUUGUGUUAUAAAUACUAAAAUUCUUUUCAGGUCAGGCAUCUUAUGAAAUACUAUUAGCAAGGAAAACAAGAACAUGUUAUCUUUAGUUUAGAUGCCCAUUGAACCAUCUCAAAAACAAAGGCAGUCUGAUAACAGUACCAGCUUGACAGUGAGUAUACACUGCCUAAAUGUGUUAGCAUACUUAAGAAAAAUAUCCUGUUAUCUAUUAGGUAUCCAUGGUUUAUUUUUUAAGAGAGAUGACCACCACUGUAGCCUUUUGAAUUUGUAAAGAGAAAGAAUGCACCUUUAUCCAACAUUUCAAAUAGAUUUUAAAAGGAAGAUGUUAGCUUUAAAAACGUGCUAUGAUAAUGUACUUGUUAGCACUACACACUUUGUACAAAGAAAAACAAGCAAGAAAGGUAGGGAAAUGAAAGCUUCCUUUGUGUGCUUUUACACUGAGCUGUGUUCUGAAACAUGGAGAUAAUUUAUAAGACCACUGUAUGUUCUAUGUAAAUAAAAAUGCUGGUGUGAAAUGGCAUUACGGUUUGCCAGUAAGUGAAUUCUUCCUGACUUGCCGUAAGAGAGAGGUUUAAAUAGGUGCAUCUUUGAAAUAUCUGAAUCUACUUCAUAAUGGAACGAUUUAAAUUGUACUGCACCAAAAGUUUUAUGCCAUUUUUUAAUUAGAUAAUCACCACCGAAGCCUUGUUACAUCGUUGUGUCUACAGAUGAAGACAGAAACUUCUUCCAAGUAAUCCAAGGAUGAAUGCUGAGAACAUGAACUUUGCUGCAAGACGUCCAGAAGCUGAUCCACAGUUUAUGUUUCACCCCUAUGUACAUUGGGGUGGUGCUAUCUUGAUUUCUACAGAAACUGUUUUUGAGAAUUAGCUUGCCUUGUGUAUACAAACCUGAACUAGUUUGACCUCAAAA
Molecule: messenger RNA, 4552 nt
Organism: Rattus rattus (black rat)
Lineage: Eukaryota; Metazoa; Chordata; Mammalia; Rodentia; Muridae
Gene: Dnm1l
Product: dynamin 1 like
Exons: 21
Coding region: 137-2422 (761 amino acids)
Biological process (GO): mitochondrial fragmentation involved in apoptotic process; mitochondrial fission
Cellular component (GO): cytoplasm; membrane; microtubule
Molecular function (GO): GTPase activity; GTP binding; microtubule binding
Source: RefSeq, a predicted model, not a curated record